This is a messenger RNA of Symphalangus syndactylus (siamang), 7871 nucleotides long. RefSeq names its product pre-mRNA processing factor 40B (gene PRPF40B). The record is from RefSeq and is a predicted model, not a curated record. NCBI's taxonomy places the organism in Eukaryota, Metazoa, Chordata, Mammalia, Primates, Hylobatidae. Gene Ontology annotation, biological process: mRNA cis splicing, via spliceosome. Gene Ontology annotation, molecular function: protein binding; RNA binding. Gene Ontology annotation, cellular component: U2-type prespliceosome; U1 snRNP.
CUUUCUUUGGGCCUCAGAUUUCCCAUCAAUUUUUUAAAAAAGGAAAUGCAUGAAAAUUAAAUCCAGAUCUCUUCCAGGGUCUAAAUGAAUAGGUUUUUGAGGAGGAAGUUUAGGAGAAUGGGUUUGGUAGGGAAGCAAAGGAAAGGAUGAAGAUGGAGGCGAGGCCUUGGGCUGGGGCUGGAGAAAUCCCCACGGGUGCGGGGGGGAUGGUAGACAGAAAGCCUGCGGGCUGGGGCCGGCUAGCCUAUCCUGUUGGAGGGAUGGAAGAACUCUAAGGAGAGGAGGAGGUUGAAACCUAACUCCACAAUGAUGGAGACCAAAAGUAACACUCGCUUCAUCAGAGGGAGAGUGAUGAGAUGGCAGGAUCAGAAAGAAGCAACAGGGGCCGGGCGCGGUGGCUCAUGCCUGUAAUCCCAGCACUUUGGGAGGCCGAGGCGGGCGAAUCACCUGAGGUCAGGAGUUGGAGACCAGCCUGACCAACAUGGAGAAACCCCGUCUUUACUAAAAAUACAAAAUUAGGCGUGGUGGCGCAUGCCUGUAAUCCUAGCUACUCUGGAGGCUGAGGCGGAAGCAUCGCUUGAACCCGGGAGGCAGAGGUUGUGGUGAGCUGAGAUCGCGCCAUUGCACUCCAGUCUGGGUAACAAGAGCGAAGCUCUGUCUCCAAAAAAAAAAAAAAAAAAGCAACAGGAAGAUACUUUCUAGUAAGGCAGAUCUUUGGGGAGCAAGAGGAAGAGUAGGGCUGAUCCAGGAAAGUUGGAAACUAAGAUGGUCUUUGAAACGGAAGGGCAGGUGCUGUUUGGGGCAGCUGAAGAAGGGCCACAGGUAGAUUACAGGGUCACCAGCUGGUCUCUCGCCUUUUUUUUUUUAUGAUGGCUACCACUUUUUGAGAGAUGUGCCUCCCAGCCUUCAUCUUCAGGGAGUGGGAGUGAGUCAGAGCAAGCAGACCUUGGGAACACCUGGCUCGCUGAGGAUUUCUGGAUUGUAUAAGGAUUGGGGUUAAAAAAGAAAAAAGGAAAUGUAUCUGAAUGUAAGAAGUAUCAUCUGUGGCGCCAUCAUCCUUGCUGGGAGGCAGCUUUGUGAACUGGUUGAAAGCACAGGCUUUGGGGUCAGACUGCUUGGAUUCCAAACCUGCCUCUCCCAUUUAAUGUCUUGGAACCUUGGUCAGGUUACUUAAUCUCUGAACCUCAGUUUCUUUAUCUGUAAAAUGGGAAUAAUAAUCUCAAAGAUGGUUGCCAGGAUUAAAUGAGUGUUUGACACAGUAUCUGGCUCAUAAUAAGUGCUCAGUAAAUAUUAGCUAUUAGCUGUUAUCAUUCCCUCUUUCUGUUCUUUUCCUUCUGCCUCUCCAUUCUUGUCCUUUUCUCCUUUUAUUCUAAUGAGUGCUAAGUUCUGAGAUGCCCCUUAGAUGCAAAGUCUCAGAAGUAUUGAUUGCAUCUUUGGUGGUGGGAAAGGGGUGGCCCCUCACUGGCCGAGGUGAACAUAUGAUGAUCAGAUGAUCAAGUGUCUCUUCAUCUCUCAGCCCACAAAUGUGUUUUUGUUCUAGGGAAGACACAGGAUCUGUUUCUCUUUCAGCAACCAUUUCUGUACCCUUCCCUGUCACUAGUCAUGUCUUCAUAUUCUCACCCAGAAAUAAAAUAAAACCCAAAGUUUUAUGGCACUGCAGCAGGUAGGAGAGGGAUGGGGUGUUUCAGGAAAGCAGGGACAGAACACGGGAAGCUCAGGGAAGGAAGGGCUUUGGAAGUUCCGUAGUGGUUUAUGUUUAUUCCAUUGUUCUGUCCUCUGUGGGGAACUGUCCAGAAUAGGACAGUGUCUGAAUUCUGGCCAGAGGUCUUCAUCCCAAGUUGAAAAUGACUGUAUACAGUUAGCUUUAUUAGGUUUUCUCAUGCCAACAUUUCAUUCCAAUUUCCUUUUUCCAAGCCACAAAGACCUUUGCCAAGCUACCUCUCUCUGUCACAGCCUAUAUGUCAGAGAAUUUAUACAGAUGUACAUAUGCACACGUGUACACACUGUUUUCAAAGUGCAUUUUAGGAUAUUCCAGUAUGCAAAAAUCUAAUAAGGUUAGAGAUGAGACUGCAUUUUAUCACAGCACUUUGUGUGCAGGGCCCUGACUAAACACUUGGGGGAGGUAUAAAAGGAGAAAACUCAAUCCCUAAAUGUAGGGAAAUCCCCACAUGAGUGGGAGACAAGCAGUCCCACAUGAAACACCCAGCAAACAUUCACAGAGUAUCAUGUCACUCUGCAAAGUAGUGCAUCAUUUAUCCUGAAGGGACACAGGUAGGAGUGUGUGUAUGUGUGUGGGAUAGUCAUAAGGGUAACCUGAAGGAGGUGAAUAUUGGAUCAUCUUGAACAAAGCAUGAGACUGUAGAAUAAAAGAAAUGUGUUUCACUUGAGGGUAAUCUAACAAUUCUGUGCAAAGAGAGGAGGAGGGAAGCCAUUGAGUCAGGAUGAGCAAAAAAGAGUGUGGGGUGGCCUUCGUUGCAAGGCUUUGACUGUUAGAAGAAAGAUUUUGUAGGGUAGGCAGUCAGGAACCGGUAAGUUCUCAAUAAAAUGUUGAAUCGUUGGUGAUUUAAUCACUUAGGUUGCAGGAGAUGUACUAGAUUGCAAACAGACCUGCUUCAUGUGGCAGGAGCUUUGCUUUUAAGGGAGGAGGGCCAGAGGGCAGAUUGGAUCCAGUCCCGGUUCUGUCCCUAACCAGCGGUGCUCCUUGGACAAAUUAUUCCCUGAAAAAGGGGGAUACCUUGGGUGACUGUCAGGGUCUCCUCCAGUUCUGACAUUCUAUGUUCCCUGAAUAACUACUAGACCUAACUUACCAGUGGCCCCCUACUGUUUUGUAGGACUUGCCAAGACCAUUUAGUCAUUAAAUUAACACAUAUUUAUUAGCACCUACUUUGUACCCAUCAAUGGUGGUAAGGAAAACACAAUGGGAACUGGAUAUGAGGUGAGCAAAAACAGAUGAAGUCCCUGCCCUUCAGUGUUUUCAGUCUAGUAGGGGCCACGGAUAUUAUAUUUCAUUAAUUCUGAGACUCGUAUUUGAACAUUUGUCAAGUCAGGAUGCAUCUUCAAAUUGACAGGAUAUUGUAAUUUAAUUGGCAGCAUUUGUUUUUUAUUCAUGCCAAAUAGAAGAAUAAUAUAAUCAGGAUUAUACAAAUAACUAUAAAAUUCUAAUGAAUAAUUGCUGAAGGAGAAGGUACAUGGUGUUGUACAAGUAUAUAGAAGAGGGCUGUGACUAGUUCAGGGAGUUGGGAAAAGCUUUCGUGAAGAAAUGAUUGGUAGAUGUGAAGUGUAUGUAGGCAAGGUGUGUGGGGUUGGCAGGGCCAACCCAGUUUUCUCAGGCAAAGGUGGAUGCCUGAGGUGGGAGUGCUGAGAGAAGGUGAGUAGGGCUGGAGCUGAGACCCAGGAGCUCAGCAUGGGGGAGGUUGGCAAGGUAGCUGGGUAGCAGACCCCCUCAGAGCCUUACUGCUCAGGGGGUUUACUAUUUACCCUAAGAGCAGUGGGAAGCCAUUGAAGAGUUUUAAGCAGGGGACUAACAGUCUGAGGUGCACUUUGAAGAGCUUGUUAUAGCUGCCGAUUGGAGUGGAUGUGGGGAAAACAGUUGGGAGGUCACUGCAAUUAGAUGAAAAAAGAUGGUGGCUUGGGCAAGAUGGGUGGUGGAAAAGGAAAUGGAGAGAAAUGGAUAGAUUCAAGAAAUCUUGAGGAGGUAAAGUUAACAAGACUUGGUGAUUUAUUGGCAAGGAAGAGGGAGUUGUGGAGAGUGACUCAUAGGUUUCCAUUUGGACAACUGAAUGGUGUGGUGCCAGUCUCUGAGACGGGCUCCCCUGGAGCCUGGUAGGACCCAAAGAUGUUAGAGAGGCUCCUGAGGCAGCUUGAGAUGGGAAAGUGUGACACAGAAAAUUGUAUUUCCUCCACUAUUGAUUAGUUUCUGACUUCCCAUGCUGAGGAAAGCAUCAGGGGCAAGAGCAAGUCUGAAUACAGAACUAAAGCAGUUGAGCACUUAGAAAAGGUGAGUCACAUUGGAGUAGUUUAGCUCAUACCCUUUUCUUCUUAGGACAAGAUGGACAGUUUUUUUUUGUUGUUGUUGUUUUGUCUUUUUGAGAGUGUCUCACUCUGUCACCCAGGCUGGAGUGCAGUGGUGCAGUCUCAGCUCAAUGCAACCUCCACCUCCUGGGUUCAAGCAAUUCUCGUGCCUCAGCCUCCCCAGUAGCUGAGACUACAGGCGUGCACCACCACACCUGGCUAAUUUUUGUAUUUUUAGUAGAGGUUUCACCAUGUUGGCCAAGCUGGUCUCGAACUCCUGACCUCAGGUGAUCUGCCCACUUGGCCUCCCAAAGUGCUGGGAUUACAGGCAUGAGCCACCGCACCAAGCCAGGAACAUAAUUUUUUUUUUUUUUUUUUUUUUGGAGACGAAAUCUUGCUCUGUCGUCCAGGCUGGAGUUGGAGUGCAGUGGCGCCUUGGCUCACUGCAAGCUCCGCCUCCCGGGUUCACCUCAUUCUCCCACCUCUCCCGAGUAGCUGGGACUACAGGCGCCUGCCAUCAUGCCUGGCUAAUUUUGUUUUUGUUAUUUCUAGUAGAGACAGGAUGUCACCGUGUUGGCCAGGAUGGCCUCGAUCUCCUGACCUCAUGAUCUGCCCACCUCAGCCUCCCAAAGUGCUGGGAUUACAGGUGUGAGCCACUGCGCCCGGCUAGGAACAGAUAUUUUAAAGUCGGUUCCCGAUUCUGGUCCCCGGCCCCCAGCAGCGCCUGCCCCCUUCCCACCGGGGCCCCCCAUGAUGCCACCACCCUUCGACACACUGGGGCUGGAGAUGCCCCCUCCAGGGAUCCCCCCACCCUUUCCUCCGAUGGGGCUUCCCCCCAUGAGUCAGAGACCACCAGCUAUCCCCCCCAUGCCACCUGGCAUCCUGCCCCCAAUGCUUCCACCAAUGGGGGCACCACCACCACUCACACAGAUACCAGGAAUGGUACCUCCGAUGAUGCCAGGAAUGCUGAUGCCAGCGGUGCCUGUCACCGCAGCGACGGCUCCAGGUGCGGACACCGCCAGCUCUGCUGUAGCUGGGACAGGCCCUCCGAGGGCCCUAUGGAGUGAGCAUGUGGCCCCAGAUGGGCGCAUCUACUACUACAAUGCUGACGACAAGCAGUCCGUGUGGGAGAAGCCCAGCGUGCUCAAGUCCAAGGCAGAGCUGCUCCUGUCCCAGUGUCCCUGGAAAGAGUACAAGUCGGACACAGGCAAACCUUAUUACUAUAACAACCAGAGUAAAGAGUCUCGCUGGACCCGGCCCAAGGAUCUGGAUGACCUAGAGGCAGUUCUAGUCAAACAAGAGGCUGCAGGGAAACAGCAGCAGCAGCUGCCACAGACACUUCAGCCACAGCCACCUCAGCCACAGCCUGACCCCCCACCUGCACCUCCUGGCCCCACCCCAGUGCCCACAGGCCUCCUGGAACCUGAGCCAGGUGGGAGUGAAGAUUGUGAUGUGUCGGAGGCCACCCAGCCCCUGGAACAGGGGUUCCUGCAGCAGCUGGAGGAGGGCCCCAGCAGUUCUGGACAGCAUCAGCCACAGCAGGAGGAGGAGGAAUCAAAGCCAGAACCAGAGAGGUCUGGCCUCAGUUGGAGCAACCGGGAGAAGGCAAAGCAGGCAUUCAAGGAACUGCUGAGGGACAAGGCUGUCCCCUCCAAUGCCUCAUGGGAACAGGCCAUGAAGAUGGUGGUCACCGACCCCCGUUACAGUGCCUUGCCUAAACUGAGUGAAAAAAAGCAGGCAUUCAAUGCCUACAAGGCGCAGCGGGAGAAGGAGGAGAAGGAGGAAGCCCGGCUAAGGGCCAAAGAGGCCAAGCAGACCCUGCAGCAUUUCCUGGAGCAGCAUGAACGCAUGACCUCCACCACCCGCUACCGGCGGGCAGAACAGACCUUUGGGGAGCUGGAGGUCUGGGCUGUGGUCCCUGAGAGGGAUCGAAAAGAGGUUUAUGAUGAUGUCCUCUUCUUCCUGGCCAAGAAGGAGAAGGAACAGGCCAAGCAGCUCCGGCGCCGCAAUAUCCAGGCCCUAAAGAGCAUCCUGGAUGGGAUGAGUAGUGUCAACUUCCAAACCACGUGGUCCCAGGCCCAGCAGUACCUCAUGGAUAACCCCAGCUUUGCUCAGGACCAUCAGCUGCAGAACAUGGACAAGGAAGAUGCACUGAUCUGUUUCGAGGAGCACAUCCGAGCUUUGGAGAGGGAAGAGGAGGAGGAACGGGAGCGGGCCCGGCUUCGGGAGCGACGCCAACAACGCAAGAAUCGGGAGGCCUUCCAGACCUUCCUGGACGAGCUGCAUGAGACAGGGCAGCUGCACUCUAUGUCCACCUGGAUGGAGCUAUAUCCAGCAGUCAGCACUGAUGUCCGCUUUGCCAACAUGCUGGGCCAGCCGGGCUCCACCCCUCUGGACUUGUUCAAGUUCUAUGUGGAGGAGUUGAAGGCACGAUUCCAUGAUGAAAAGAAGAUCAUUAAGGAUAUCCUUAAGGACCGGGGCUUCUGCGUGGAGGUGAACACAGCCUUUGAGGACUUCGCCCACGUCAUAAGCUUUGACAAGAGGGCUGCUGCACUGGACGCAGGCAACAUCAAGCUGACCUUCAAUAGUCUGCUGGAGAAAGCAGAGGCACGGGAGAGGGAACGGGAGAAGGAGGAGGCACGCAGGAUGCGGCGCAGGGAAGCUGCCUUUCGAAGCAUGCUGAGGCAGGCUGUACCUGCUCUGGAGCUAGGCACUGCCUGGGAAGAGGUCCGUGAGCGUUUUGUGUGUGACUCAGCCUUUGAGCAGAUCACCCUGGAGUCGGAGCGGAUCCGGCUCUUCCGGGAGUUCCUACAGGUGCUGGAGCAGACUGAAUGCCAGCACCUCCACACCAAAGGCCGAAAGCAUGGCAGGAAAGGCAAGAAGCACCAUCGCAAGCGCUCCGACUCACCCUCAGGCUCUGAGUCAGAAGAAGAGGAGCUGCCCCCACCAUCUCUCCGGCCCCCCAAGCGGAGGAGGCGGAACCCCUCAGAGUCAGGCUCUGAGCCCUCUUCCUCACUUGAUUCAGUUGAAAGUGGGGGUGCUGCCCUUGGAGGACGGGGCUCCCCUUCCUCCCAUCUUCUUGGAGCAGAUCAUGGCCUUCGGAAAGCCAAGAAACCAAAAAAGAAAACUAAGAAGAGAAGACACAAGUCGAAUAGUCCUGAGAGUGAGACAGACCCCGAGGAGAAAGCUGGCAAGGAGAGCGAUGAGAAAGAACAAGAACAGGACAAGGACAGGGAGCUCCAGCAGGCAGAGCAUCCUAACCGUUCCCCAGGCUUUGGAAUCAAGAAGGAGAAGACAGGCUGGGACACGUCAGAAAGUGAGCUGAGCGAGGGUGAGCUGGAGAGGCGGCGGCGGACACUCCUACAGCAGCUGGACGAUCACCAGUGACCCAAUGAGCUGUUCUCUGCCUCGGGUCUGUGUGAGGCCAUGACUCCUGGGCCACCCUCACCGUCUGCCUCAGACUUCUUCCUUAGUCUGGUCUGUGUCCACUUUUUCUAAAGUAACCCCACCCCCAGCACACCAUUGUUGGCACCUCUCAAGGUUGCUCUUGGUGUUCAAGGGUCCCCUACUCCCUGGACUAGUGCAGUCCUUGCCCUCAGCCCCAGACCAGAGAUGGGUGGUAUAUGCCAUGUGGGGUGGGUGAUGCCAGUAGAUAAAAGUGUGAGAGAAGGGGUCUCCAGGGAAGAGUCACAGGCUGUUGGACACCGCCUGGAUGGCAGAGGGCAGGGUCAUCACUCUCUAGCAUCAGUGCCUGCUCCUGCCUGCCCUGGCCCUGAGGCUCCACCACUUCUUCCUCCACCCAGGACCUAAUGUACGUGUGUUUUGUUUUUUGUUUUUUAAAUAACAAUAUUUAUAACAUG